GAUGCCCCUCGCCGUGGCGCCCGGCCUCCUCCUGCUGCUGCUGCUGGCGAGCGGGGCCCGGGGUGCCCUGGAGGUCUCUGUCCCCGUCUCCCCGGUGCGGGCCCAGCCGGGCUCCGACCUGCUCCUGGGCUGUCACUUCUCCGUGGGGGGCACCGUGGACAUGGAGGCGCUGGUGGUGCAGUGGAACCUGGGGGGCCGCCUGGUGGCCGAGUUCGAUAGCACCCUGUCGUACCACAGGGCCGGGGCCAGCCUGUCCCUGGAGGGACUGCGGGUCGGCAACGCCUCCCUGCUCCUCCCGCGGGUCGGGGGCGCCGAUGCCGGGCUCUACACCUGCAUGGUCAUCCACUCCCCGAGCCGGGAGAGUCGGCAGGUGGAGCUGCGCCUGGAAG
Messenger RNA from Terrapene triunguis (Three-toed box turtle), 389 nucleotides. RefSeq names its product programmed cell death 1 ligand 1-like. The transcript is spliced from 2 exons. The annotation marks the transcript as partial. NCBI's taxonomy places the organism in Eukaryota, Metazoa, Chordata, Testudines, Emydidae. The record is from RefSeq and is a predicted model, not a curated record.